This is a messenger RNA of Coccidioides posadasii C735 delta SOWgp, 1984 nucleotides long. It is a transcript of the gene RIB7, whose product is annotated as 2,5-diamino-6-(ribosylamino)-4(3H)-pyrimidinone 5'-phosphate reductase. NCBI's taxonomy places the organism in Eukaryota, Fungi, Ascomycota, Eurotiomycetes, Onygenales, Onygenaceae. Gene Ontology annotation, biological process: riboflavin biosynthetic process. The record is from RefSeq and is a predicted model, not a curated record. Gene Ontology annotation, molecular function: 5-amino-6-(5-phosphoribosylamino)uracil reductase activity.
CACCAAAGCCUCAAAGGCCCAUGCAGCCUAACAUGCUAUAGUCUUCGAGAACAAAAUUUCUUUCUCCGAUUUCUCCUGAUCUACAGCCGGAACUCAGGGUUUCGGAGUUGUGGCCCGCGUCAUCCCCAUCGUCACCUCCCGGUUCGACAUGGAAGCAGCUACUAGCACAGAAAAGGAACCGGAAACCGGCCCACCGACGGCAGAUGGUGAUGUUGAGAUGGGAAAUGGCACCGCGGCUGCUGGAGACACUUCGGAAGACGAAGAUUCAAAAUUGCAGAGUGAUAUACAGGCGCAGCUCGCGGCGGAGACGCGGGAUAGCGCCGCUGCACAGCCGUCCAACUCAACAUCCGAAGAAAUAUCUCAAACAGGCUUGGUAGUCAGUGAAGCGACGGACUCCGAUAGCGCAAAAUCUUACGAAGUGCCUCCGAACAUUGCGCGUAUCAGACAGGAGAUGUUCGAACUGCGACAGCCGAUUGAGUUGAGUCUGGAGGAGUACAACCUCUACUGGCCAUUCAUUGAUAAUGUGUGGGUGAAGCAGCGAUCUAGCACGACGCGUGAUAAAACUGCAACGUCAGACUACUAUUGCUGUCGCCAGCGCAAACAGCCGACCAGGCGCAAUGAAGAAAAGGCACAAGGCCAGCCGUAUCCUGAGGGGAAAAGGAGGCAUAGAGCAGUGCGAGAGGGGCCUGUCUGCGGUUUUCAGAUCAAAGUUGUCAAAACUGAGGGCACGUUUGCGUCCGUUACAAUUUCCCGACAAACUAAUUGCAGUGCGAAUCAUUCGCAUGACUUGGACCACAUGGAUAAAGUCAAGCGCAAUUCUGGAUUAUUGUCGUUUAUAAAACAGGAGGCAGAGAAGGCAUAUAUCCCAGCCUCAAUCCUGGCGAAAUUUCGUGAGGAUCCAGAUGCAUUAGCGGCUAUCGGAGGCAGGUUCCUGAGUGGGGUGGACGUGCGCAAUGUCUGCGCCAAAUGGCGCGCUGCAAACCCCAACGCAGAACUGAAGACACAUCAAGGCUACUUGUUUCAAAAUGGAAUCGGUGUCUACAAAGUUGGCUCUCGCCCAGCAUGCCCGGGUGCCGCGCAAAUUACGCCGCAACCCAAAAUCACACUAACAUCCCACGCCCCUGAUGCACUCGCGUUCCCAUCAUUUUCAUUAGAGUUUCUGCAACCAUAUCUUCCCACUCGGGAGGAGAACCGCAAGUUCCCACACGUUACACUGACCUAUGCGCAGUCUAUGGAUGGGAAAAUUUCUUUAGCGCCUGGUGUUCAGACGGUACUAUCAGGGCCAGAAUCCAAGCUAAUGACGCAUUAUCUUCGAUCACGUCAUGAUGCGAUAUUGAUUGGAGUUGGGACCGCUCUUGCUGACAAUCCUGGACUGAACUGUCGCUUAGAAGGCGCCGGCGGCUAUGGGGGCCUGGGCAAGAUGUGGCAACCAAGGCCAGUGAUAGUAGAUCCCACUGGUCGGUGGCCGAUUAACCCGGAAUGUAGAAUCCUAAAAACCGCGUUGGCUGGUAAGGGAAAGGCCCCCUGGGUCGUGGUCUCGCCAUGCGCGAAUAUCUCGGCUGACCGAAUCUUGCUUCUAAAGAAACAUGGGGGUGAUUUUCUAAGGAUUUCGGAAUUCAAUCCAUCCUGGCGUCUGCAAUGGUCUACGAUAUUUGGGGCUUUAGCUGCUGAAGGCAUCAACAGCAUUAUGGUUGAAGGAGGUGGAGUGGUUCUUAGUGAAUUACUCAACCCAGAAUAUGAGGACUUUGUUGAUUCCGUCAUUGUUACUGUUGCCCCAACUUAUCUAGGCCGUGGCGGCGUGGGUGUGGCCCCGGAUUCUAAAAGAGAUGAAUACGGAAAGCCGAAAGUCUCGCUCAAACCAAAAGAACCGAAAUGGCACGCGCUGGGUCAAGAUGUGAUCAUGUGCAGCAAAGUACGGGUUCCUCCUCCUCCACCAAUCCUUCCAGGAAUCGAAGAUGCAGCCCUCGGGCUUUCGGGCGAGUGA